AUGAUCGCAGCUGAAAGAGAACCCAUCGCCAUUGUCGGCAUGGCCUUCCGGUUUCCAGGAGGGAGCUCCUCACCUUCCAAGCUCUGGGACUUGCUCAAGGCACCGCGCGACGUUCUGAAAUCGUUUCCUUCAGAUCGUCUCAACCUGAGCAGGUUUCAUGAUGUGGAUGGACUCAUGCAUGGAUCUACAAAUGUCACCAACGCGAGUUACAUUCUUGAUGAAGAUCCCAAAGCGUUCGAUGCAAACUUGUUCAGUAUAAGUCCUCUGGAAGCGGRGAGUAUGGAUCCUCAGCAACGUAUGCUUUUAGAGGUCGUCUACGAGGCCAUGGAAGCUGGCGGAUGUUCUCUUGACCUGAUGUCAGGUUCUUUGACCUCCGUUCAUGUGGGCGUCAUGAAUGCCGAUUACACGGAUAUCCAGAACCGAGACACCGAGACCAUUUCAAAGUACAACGCUACUGGAACCGCCAGGAGUGUUCUAUCAAACCGCAUAUCGUACGUGUUUGAUUUCCGGGGCCCUUCAAUUACUACCGAUACCGCAUGCUCGAGCUCUUUGGUUGCGCUUCACCAAGCUGUUCAGUGCCUGCAUCUAGGUGACUGCGACAGCGCUAUAGUAGGUGGUGUUAACCUCAUCCUGGACCCGGCAAUGUACAUUACUGAAUCGAAGCUGUCUAUGCUUUCUCCUGAGUCUCGUUCCCGCAUGUGGGAUCAGGCGGCUAAUGGGUACGCCCGGGGUGAAGGCGUUGCAGCGCUGGUCCUCAAGCCUCUAAGCAAAGCAAUAAAGGACGGCGAUUCCAUCGAGGCAAUCGUGCGGGGCACUGGAGUCAAUUCGGACGGACGUAGCCCGGGUAUCACCAUGCCUACUGCAGUGGCUCAGACUGCGCUCAUCCGACAAACUUAUGAAAAAGCUGGUCUGGAUCCAAUUUUAGAUCGGUGCCAGUUCUUUGAGUGUCACGGCACGGGUACCAAAGCUGGGGAUCCAGUGGAAGCUCAGGCUGUUAGUGAUGCUCUAAUUCCACCUCAGGACAUGCAUCAGACGACUCCGUUGUACGUGGGAUCCAUCAAGACGAUCAUAGGACACACAGAAGGAUGCGCUGGUCUUGCUGGUGUUAUCAAGGCUGUUCUGGCCAUCAAGCACCAGACCAUUCCACCAAAUCUAAUGUUCAAAGAUUUGGAUACCGCCGUGCGGCCUGUUUACGGGCCAAUGAAGAUUCCUACGACUGCUGUACCAUGGCCUGAACUCACUCCAGGCCAGCCGAAGCGAGCCUCUGUGAAUUCGUUUGGUUUUGGCGGGACCAAUGCGCACGCAAUCAUUGACGAAUACUUGCCGAUCCGCGAAGUUACCCGCAGGUCUUCACAUAUCACGGGUCCAUUGGUCAUAUCAGCGCACUCUGGGGCCGCGUUGCUGAGCAAAGUGCGCAGUCUACACCAAUACUUGGAAGACAAUCCGAGCAUCAACCUAUCAGAUCUGAGCUGGACCCUUCAGACCAGGCGCACGACACACAAGAUCAAGACUCAUUUCAGUGAAAGUACUCGCGAGAUGUUGUUGAAUAGCAUGCUAGAAUUUACGGCGCAGUCGAGUAAGCUUGCACCAACGGACAUUGGAUUCCAGCCCCAACUUAUCGACCGCAGCGAGAUUCCGGGGGUGUUGGGCGUUUUCACAGGACAGGGAGCUCAGUGGGCCACUAUGGGACGUGRACUGCUUUCUGGUAUUUCCCUGUUUCGCGAAGUGUUCGAUCGCUGCGAAGCCGUACUGACUGCUUUGCCGGAUGGUCCCACUUGGUCCUUACGCAAGGAAUUGGAGGCGGAAGGGACCACUUCACGUGUCUCGGAAGCUGCUAUCAGUCAACCGAUUUGUACAGCUGUACAGAUCGCCCUGGUAGAUGUCSUGAAAAGGGCUGGAUUACACUUCGACGCCGUGGUCGGCCACUCCUCAGGUGAAAUUGCUGCUGCGUACACGGCCGGUAUCUUGUCGCUUUCGGGGUCGAUGCAGAUUGCGUWUUAUCGGGGCAAAUAUGCGCAUCUCGCGUCAGGGACGGAUGGCCAAGCCGGUGGCAUGAUUGCUACUGGACUUCCCUACGAUGAAGCUGUGGCCUUGUGUGACGGAGACGAAUUUUCAGGACGUCUGACCGUCGCGGCCAGCAACUCACCUACCAGUGUGACGCUCUCGGGGGAUGUGGACGCCAUCGCAGAUGUCAAAAAGUACUUGGAAACACGGGACAUCUUCGCUCGGGCUUUGCGAGUUGACACAGCUUACCACUCGCACCACAUGAAGAAGUGUGCAUCCGCAUAUCUCCGCUCCCUACUACAAUGCAACAUCGAGGUAUCGAAACCCCAUCCUGAUUGUAUAUGGAGCUCAAGUGUCCGCGGCGACACAAAGCUCCUGCGUGGUGAUCUUUCACUCCUGAAAGGACAGUACUGGGUACAGAACAUGGAACAGACAGUCCUUUUCAAUCAAGCAAUCGAGUCGGCAAUUGUCAACGGCGGGCCAUUCGACAUCGCUGUUGAGAUUGGGCCGCACCCAGCACUGAAGAGCCCUGCGGAAGAAACUUUCAAGUCCAGCUUUGGCACGGCACCCUUGUAUAUCGGAACGUUGAAGCGAAGUUCUCCGGAUGUUGAUGCACUGGCUGCGACUCUUGGAAACUAUUGGUCCGUCAUGGGGUCGGCAUCGGUCGACUUCGCUGGGUAUCGUCAGGCAUGCCUGGGGGACAAGUAUGAGUCGCCCAAGACUGUGACUGAUCUUCCUGCGUACCCAUUUGAUCGGACGCAAACCUUUUGGCGGGAAUCACGCAUUUCCGAAAACUACCGAUUGGGUCAAGAUGAGCCACGCGAACUGUUGGGUCGCCGCAUGCCAGACGAUUCCACCAUUGCUUCCCGAUGGCGUAACAUACUCACUUUGGACGAACUCCCCUGGCUUGCGGGGCACGAGAUCCUGGGUGAGGUGCUCAUGCCCGGCGCAGGAUACAUCUCGAUCGCAUUAGAAGCUGCAAAGCAGCUUGCUGGUGGACGCCCGACAAGUUUGUUGGAGAUACAAGACGUUUCUAUUCUUCAUCCGGUCGUGGUACCAGGCCAACAAGAAAGGGUUGAGACCAUUUUUACUGCACGACGAUUGAGCUCCAGAGAUGAUGAAACCAUUGAAGCAGAAUUUGAUUACUGUUAUUGGCCCGCUACUUUCAACGCUGCCGCGGUUCUCGUCUGUACUGGCAAGAUACUCGUGCAUCUCGGUCAGCCAGCGCCAGAGCAUCUGCCCCCUCGAAGUGCGAUGCUGGGGGAUCUCUUGGAUGUGCCUGUUAGCCAGGCAUACAGCUCCCUUCAAUCAAUCGGCUUGAAUUAUCAGGGGAUCUUCAAGGGAAUGACACAGAUCCGGCGGAGAACCAACACCGCCCAAAUCCACGCGCAGUGGUCUGCCACCGAUCUGGGCGGUAAAUACAUUGUGCAUCCAGCGCUACUGGAUGUAGUCUUCCAGUCAAAUUUUGUCGCAAAGGCGUAUCCUGCCCAGGGACUGAUGGAUGCUGCUUUUCUACCCGUCAGCAUUUCUCGUGUAUCAGUAAACCCAUGCGUGUGCCCCACAGGCGGAGAUCGCGAUGUAGCGGUGGAUGUUGACUCCUACGUCACCCAUACUGACGCUUCCUCGAUGUCGGGAGAUAUGCAUGUCUACACAGGAGGAGAAAAUCCUUUCAUUGAGAUUGAAGGACUUGUGCUCAAGAUUGCCGCUGAGCCUCUGGAAUCGGACGACGUGCAGAUUUUCUGUGAGACUGUGUGGAAGCCGGACACUUCACUGGUACUGCCGGAUCCUGAACGUGACGAGGAUCACGACCUGGAGCAAAUGGCUCUUGCCGAAACAAUCGAUCGCGUUGCCUUUUUCUAUCUGAGACAGGUUCUGAACGAAACAGAGAACACCGACAUCUCGAAAUGCCAGGAGCACCACCAACGCAUGCUGGAAUCAUUUCGGCUCAUUUUGAGACAGGUCAAGUCCGGGCAGCAUCGACUCUUGAAACCAGAGUGGCUACAAGACGAUGUUGAGACUCUGCGCACACUCUGCCUCGCCUUUCCCAAUCAAAUUGAUCUGGAGUUGAUUCAUGCAAUCGGCGCCAAUCUAGCCUCUGUUGUUACUGAUGAGACAUCGCUCUUGGAGGUCAUGUUAGCCAAUGACAUGCUCAGCCGGCUGUACAUUGAGGGAUGCGGAUUUGUAACCAUCAACCAAGAGAUUGGAAACCUGUUGCAGCAGAUCACUCAUAAGUUCCCCCGUGCCAACAUCCUUGAAGUGGGAGCAGGAACCGGAGGAACGACCCAGGGAAUUCUACAGUCCAUUGGACCCGCCUAUCAAUCGUACACCUUUACGGACAUUUCUGCUGGCUUUUUCGAAGCUGCCAAACUUCGUCUGCAUGCAGAUGAAAAGCGUAUAACUUUCAGGGCACUUGACAUCGAAAAACCUGUGAGUCCGCAAGGUUUCGAAGAAGAAAGCUACGAUAUCAUCAUUGCCGUCAAUGUCCUUCAUGCCACUCGCGACUUGACAGCCACGCUACAGCACGUCAGAUCUCUACUCAAGCCGGGCGGCUAUCUGAUUCUGGGGGAAAUCACCAAUACGGACGUGCUGCGCUACUCCUUUAUCAUGGGCGGGCUACCUGGAUGGUGGCUAGGGGGAGACGACUCGCGUCGCUUCCAUCCUUGUAUUCCAGCAGUACAAUGGGAUCAACUACUCCUGGAUACUGGAYUCUCUGGUCUGGAUCUGGCAUUUUCCGAUCUGGAAGAUGAGAACAAACACUGCAACUCUCUCCUGGUUAGUCGAUCGCUAAGCCCAAGCUACGAGAGACUCCGAGAUCCUAUUCCUACUUUAGAGACGAUCGAUGUCGAUACACCUCUCCUGUUAAUCGGCGGUUCAACGCUACAAGUUGCGAAAAUCAGGACGGAGAUUCGCAGGCUCCUUCCCUCUAACUGGCUGGAACAAACUCAGAGCAUCGACUCAAUUGACGAUCUAGUUGAUACCCAGAUAAAAGCAGGCACUGGCGUCAUUUUCCUGCAGGAACUCGACUGUCCAAUGUUCUCCAAGCCCGUCACUUCGCACCAGUGGAUCUCUUUGCAGAGCCUACUUGCAAAUGCAAGUCGAGUGCUUUGGAUCAUCAAGAAUCAUCGAUCAGGCAGUCCUGAGUCGGGCAUGUUUCUUGGGAUUGCUCGUUCGCUUGAGCAGGAGAUGCCGCACCUCAAGACACAAGUCUUGGACUUUGAGACAAAGGAAAGUCCAGCUAGCUUGGCGCGGACAGCAGUCGAGGCUUUUGCUCGUCUCGCUCUCCAUCAGCCUGCGAACGUCUUGUGGACAGUCGAGCCUGAGGUUGUCAUGGCCAACGGAGCGGCUCUUGUGCCUCGAAUUAUGCCCAUCAAGUCUAUGAAUGAUCGAUACAACUCUACAAAACGAGAACUGGUACGAUCCGACAUGCCUAUUGCCGACACAAUUGAGCUACGAUUCACCAAAAGAGGACUAGCAUUGGUGGAGGUGCAGCAGAGUCGAACGCCAGUCACUGAUGAUCAUGCUCAAAUGAUUGUGAUGUACUCUCUAUCCAUCCCUAGUACGGAGGAAUCGCUGUACCUGUCACUCGGCCGUGUUGCCGAUUCAGAUGUCCAUUUCCUGGCACUCUCAUCCCGAAAUCGAUCUCAUCUCCGGAAACCACACAAUGAGCUUGUCCAAAUGCCAGCUGUGGAAUGCACGCCAGCCGCGCUUCUUGCCUUCAGGUCAUGUCUGAUUGCCAUUACGCUGUCAGCAGUUGUCCGUUCAACGUCGAUCACAUUGGUUCACAAUGCGGACCGACCGCUGGCACUGGCAAUUUCGCGCAAAAUGGGAAGCCAAGUCAUUUUCUCUACCUCGAAUACCGAUGUACCUCCAGAAUGGCUCUAUGUACACCCCAGAGCAUCGGCACGCGCGAUCAAGCAAAUCCUCCCUCCCAAUGUCGGCGAUGUCUUGGAUUGCUCUGAGCCAAGUUCGCGAGCCUCAAACCUAGUCACAGUCUUAUCAGCGGCUCGACAAUGGCUUCCGAAUGGGGAUCUUGUGCGAGAAGGGACUUCAACACUUGGAAUCGCCGAGGCACUCGGACAGGCGCUCAACUUGAUGAGCCACUUCUCAUCGGGCGACAAUGUCUCGGAAUUGGUGCCUUGCGAGGUUGAAAUCCAGAAUGUAGCAAAGCUUACGGGAUCGGAGCCUUCGAGAUCUCAAAUAAUGGACUGGACCAUGGUCGAUUCCACAGCAUCCCUGACGAUUCUACCACUCCAGGCCAAGAAUUUAUUCAGACCUGAUCGUACAUACCUCAUGGUGGGGUUGACCGGUGCGUUGGGGGUGUCACUUUGUAACUGGGCUGUCGACAAUGGCGCCAGGAAUCUUGUAAUCACAAGCCGUACGCCGAAAGUUGACUCUGAAUGGCUAGCUGCUUGUCGCAAACGGGGUGCCGCCUUACACGUCUGGCCAAUGGAUGUUGCAGACGAGACAUCCGUGAGGGCCACCAUCGCCCGAAUCUCCAAAGAGCUACCACCACUUGCCGGUGUCUGCAACGGAGCAAUGACUUUGGCUGACAAACUUUUCGUCGAUAUGCGCCAUGAUGAGCUGAACAUGGUCCUGGAGCCCAAGUUCAAGGGCUCUCAAACGCUUGAUAAAGUCCUGGGGAGCUAUCCACUGGAUUUUUUCAUCCUACUCUCCUCCUGUGCAAUGCUCAUCGGCAAUCCGGGACAGUCGAAUUAUCACGCGGCCAACUUAUACAUGGCUGGUCUGGCAGCACGUAGACGCAGCCGAGGUCUGAACGCGUCUGUCAUUCACUUGGGUUACAUCGCGGACGUUGGAUAUGUUACCCGCCAGGAUCAUCGUAUGCGGGAACGACUGGAAAAGCUAUUGUUCCGACCUUUGUCUGAAGCUGAUAUCCACAACGCCUUUGCCGAAGCAAUGCAUGCCGGUCACACAGAUUCCGUGGUAUUCGACUUCGCCAUGGGGAUGGGCCCUGCGAAGGAGCACGUUGCUCAUGAGGUGCAGCCCUACUAUUUCCACAAUCCCCGUUUCAGUCAUUUCAAUCCCCCACCGGGAAGCUCCAAAAGAGACGCAGUUCAAAUAUCCAACAGUCUCGGUUCGUUGGUCAGGGAAGCAACCAGCGAACAGGAUGCAAUCCACUGCGUCCAGACAGCCUUCUGCGCAAAAGUGGAAGCAAUACUCCAGCUUGCAGUGGGGAGCAUCCAGCCACAACAGUCAUUGAUGGAUGCUGGGAUUGACUCUCUAGUUGCUGUCGAGAUUCGCAACUGGUUCAUGAAAGAACUCGGCGUAAAGAUUCCUGUGGUGAAGAUUUUGGGCGGGAGCAGUGUUGAAGAGCUUUGCAAUAAUGCUGCAAAGAAGAUGCUCUCAAUGCUUCUCGAGACUACAGACCAAGUUCCGCAACCAAUCCAAGCAGAUGAGCAGGCAGCACCUAAAUCAGUGGCGGCUGAUGAGUCUACCGAGCUGGGAACACUGGACUUGAACGGCGAUAUCAGCGCCAGUGAGACAGACUAUACACCUGAGAGUGGGUCCGAAGUCGAUCACGCUGCCACACAAGACAGUGGGAGCAAUACUGGAAGCUUGAGCACUUAUGAAGAUUCACUCACUGAUCUCACUCCUGGACCAAAACAUCAGCUGCAGUCCCCUGAAAUCACACGAGAAGGACCAAUCUCUUUGGCUCAAUCACGAGUGUGGUUCCUAUCAGAGAAUUCCGAACGMUCUUCAGACUGCAACCUGACAUUCAUCUAUGAUGUUGAGGGGCCUUUGCAGGUGCAUCGCUUACAACACGCACUGGACUUGGUCAUGACUCACCACGAUGCUCUUCGAAGCUGUUUCUUCAUGCGUCCGGGUGACAAUCAACUCAAUCAAGGCGUCAUGUCAUCGCCACGUCACCUGUUCACGCAAGUAAGAAAUGGAACCGCAGAUGACGUUCUCCGCGCUUCCGACAGACUCAGGUCCCACGCCUGGGAUCUUCCAAAUGGUCAGAUGCUGGGCAUGGCGGUUGUUUCCAAGAACUCAUCGCAGCAUACGAUCGUCCUGGGUUAUCACCACAUUAUCAUGGACGCAUACAGCCUCGGAAUUUUCCUUCGAGACCUGAACUUGGCCUACGCGACUGGCUCGCUCCAGCAAAAGCCAGCGGCAUAUCUGGACUUCGCCAAAGCAGAACACUCUUUGACCAACAUUGGCUACGAAAACGAAGACCAAGCCGAAAAAAUCGAGUUCUGGAAGAACGAAUUCGCUACCAUUCCUGAUCCUCUACCGAUUCUCCCAAUGAGCCGAGUACUGACCAGACCUGUUGCUAUCCGGAACAAGAAUGUGUGUCUCCGCAAGCACAUUGACAAGUUGGAAUGGGCCGGCAUCUUGAAAGCUUCUCGAGCGUUGAAAGUGACUCCUUUCCACUUUCAUCUUGCUACAUUCCAAGUACUGCUCGCUCGGUACGCGAAUAUUGAAGACUUCAGCGUUGGUAUUGCGGAUGCAAAUCGGCUCGACGACCGCUAUUCCGAGACUAUUGGCUUUUUCAUGAACCUAUUGCCCAUGCGAUGUAAGGUUCCUAAAGGCGCUGAGUUUGCACAACUCGCCCGCAACACUUCUCGGAAAGCUCUCGAGGUAUUGCUCCAUUCCGGAAUUUCUUUUGACAAGAUAAUGGAGGUCACGAAAGCCCCCAGAUCACCGAGCUACUCACCCAUGUUCCAAGCUUCCAUCAACUAUCGCAUGGGUGCCAUUAGCGACGUGCCUCUUGGCGACUGUGCGAUGAAACUAUCCGACGGCCAGGACGCUGAGAAUCCAUUUGACAUUAGCCUUGGAAUUCUAGAGUCCAAAGAUGGAUCAGCAACGACUGAKAUCAUAUGCAACGCAGAUUUGUUCGAUCCAGAGGCAGUCUCCACGCUCAUGGACUCGUACUUGCGUCUGCUGCGUGGAUUUACAGCCGAUCCGAAUCUCUCCACGGAUUGCGUCGAGAUGCAUCAUCCAGACGCCGUACAGUACGCACUGGCGAUGGGCAGGGGACCUCGCGUUUCUCUGAGCACUACUAUACCUGCUCCAAUAUGGGCGCAGUUCUGCGUCGCCGCGAAAUCCCACGCCAUCGAACCGGCGAUCUGCCACCGAGAAAAGAUUGUGUCAUAUUCGGCUCUCCAAGUCCGGGCUCGAUCCAUUGCUACGUCUCUCGUUGGUGCUGGGUGUUUAGCUGGGUCUUAUGUUGCAGUACUGUGUGAACCUUCGACCGACUUUGUGGCAUCCAUGCUGGCCAUCUUCCACCUCGGGGCCAUCUAUUGCCCGCUUGACAUCAGCCUUCCUUCUGCUCGACACGAAGCCAUGGCCCAAUCUUGCCGACCUGUCGCUAUUCUCUAUGACCGGGCCACAUCAGCUAGAGCACUCGAUCUGAGCUCUUCAUUGGUGGCGGAUGAUGACAAAUUACCAGGCAUCUGCGUGGAUGACUGCAAUACAUAUCAGGCCACAGCUCAAUGCAAGCAAGAUCCCGACUCUCCUGCCAUAUUGCUGUUCACCAGUGGCUCUACGGGACGACCAAAGGGCAUCAAAUUGACGCAGAACAACAUCAUGAAUCAUAUCUCUGUUAAGACCCGGAUUCUACAAUUGCAGCGGGAACGGGUGUUGCAGCAAAGUUCCAUGAGUUUCGACAUGUCGAUGAUCCAGAUUCUAUCGGCCCUCCUGAAUGGUGGCACAGUUGUUAUCGCACCCUCAGAACACCGACGUGACCCAGUCGAAAUCACGCAACUGAUUCGACGGCAAAAGGUUACAAUGACGAUUGCUACUCCUUCGGAAUACAAGGUGUGGCUAAACCACGAUGCGAAUUUGCAUGUUGGACUUCGUGAUUCAGCCUGGCGAAUCGGCUGCCUUGGUGGCGAAGCGGUCUCUGAGCAACUGUUGCGAGACUUCGCCUUGCUUGGCCUUCCAAGCCUUCAAUUGACAAAUUGUUAUGGUCCAACUGAGAUAACCGCGGCGGCAACCUUCAAAUCGAUCAAUCUUGAUGAUCACGCCGGCGAUCAAAUUUCGGAGCGUGCCUCGUCAGUUGGAAAGGCACUGCCAAACUACUCGAUCAGCAUCGUCGAUGCCGACGGCAAGCCCCUGCCCCUUGGUAUGCGCGGAGAGAUCUGUGUCGGGGGCGCCGGAGUAGCUCUUGGGUACUGCGAUAAUGUAAUGCAGACAACGCGGCAAUUCAUUCCGGACCCAUCGAAUUCGRCUGGCUGGCCAUUUCCACGGAUGUAUCGUACCGGCGAUCAAGGCAGAAUCCUACCAGACGGCGCCCUACAAUUUGUCGGGCGGCUUGAUGGCAGCACGCAGAUUAAGUUCCAUGGAGUACGUAUGGAGUUGGAAGAGAUUGAAGGUACCAUGCUUGCGAACUCUGACGGCAAACUCUCUGCGGUCGUUGUGACGCUGCGGCAAGAAGCGCUCAUUGCUCAUGCCACACUAACAGCAAGUGUUGGGGCGAUGAAUGAUGAGGACAUUCAGGUUCUGCGGACAWCUUCCGCCCGUACCUUGCCUGGUUAUAUGUGUCCAGCUGCAUUGAUUCUUGUGGACAUGYUACCACUAACUUCUGCCGGCAAGAUUGACCGGGGUGUGGUGUCUGCGCUUCCCAUACCUAAGCAUACCCACCAGCAGCACAACGACAGUGACUGUGGAAUAAGCGCUUCCAGUAGGCUGACGCUGCGCGAAGGCGAGCUGCGACUACUCUGGGAGAGGGUGUUGUCAGGUCCAGACCGAUCGAUUCGCUCAGAUUCCGAUUUUUUCAACAUAGGCGGCAAUUCASUCUCCCUGAUGCGGCUCCAAGGAGCGAUCAAAGAAUCUAUUGGGGUUUCGGUAUCGACUCGCGAUCUCUAUCAAUCGAGCAGCCUGCGAGACAUGGCCAAGUGCAUCUCGCUUGAACAGGAGCAUCACCAGCUUGAAGAGGGGAACAACACCAUUAUCUGGGACGAGGAAACAAGGAUCCCUCCCUCGGUUCAAAACAUCAUGGACCGUCUUGGACAUCAGACUGGCCGUAGAGACAGACCCCGUGAGACGAAUCCCAUCAAUGUCCUGCUUACGGGCUCAACCAGUUUCCUUGGCGGAAAGAUUCUGGAAGCUUUGAACAGACUGGUCGGAUCACGCAUCGGCAAGAUAUACUGCAUCGCUGUUCUCCCCGAUGACAAGAUGACCAUUCCGGCAUCUUCUUCCGUCGUGUACUACACUGGUAGUUUGGUUCAAGAACGUCUCGGUCUGAGGUCCACGGAGUAUGCUUACCUUACAUCCACAGUCGAUCUCAUCAUUCAUGCGGGAGCAAAUGGACAUUGCUUGAACAACUACCAAUCGCUCAAGAUCCCAAACCUGGACUCUACACAUCAAUURGUCAGCAUGGCUCUCCCUCGGUCUAUCCCCUUGCUGUAUGUUUCCUCCAACCGCGUUACCUUACUGCAGGAGGACACGAACGCACUGCUCCCGGUUUCGGUUCGACAUGACUCUCCUCCCACGGAUGGCAGUCAAGGAUACACAGCAACAAAGUGGGCUAGUGAGGUCUUCCUAGAGAGACUGUCCGAGACAGCUCCUGGCCGUUCGAUUCCGAUCCUCAUCAGUCGGCCAUGCGUGGUCGUAGGCGACGAAGCACCUAAUUCAGAUGCUCUGAACGCCAUCCUACGUUAUUCACGGCUCAUGCAGACCGUCCCUGUUUUCGAAAACGUCCAAGGCUUUCUCGACUUCAAAAAAGUUGAGACUGUGGCUCACGAGAUCGCAGAGGACGCUCUUUCUCUCUUGCACGCCCCAGGAGGAGUUCGGAUCCAUCAUCAUUCUGGUGGCGUUCGCGUUCCGAUGGAACAACUUGCGAUGCACAUGGAAGCGCUCUACGCCGUCAAGUUUGAGAAAUGCUCUCUAUCGGAAUGGAUUAUCAAGGCGCUUCGAAUCGGGAUUGAUCCGUUGAUCACUGCUUAUCUUGAAGCGAUGGUGGAGCGAGGCGAGGUUUUGCGAUUUCCGUUCAUGGGCGAGUCGGUCUGA
Molecule: messenger RNA, 11976 nt
Organism: Ramularia collo-cygni
Lineage: Eukaryota; Fungi; Ascomycota; Dothideomycetes; Mycosphaerellales; Mycosphaerellaceae
Product: related to polyketide synthase
Exons: 1
Coding region: 1-11976 (3991 amino acids)
Biological process (GO): fatty acid biosynthetic process; secondary metabolite biosynthetic process
Molecular function (GO): fatty acid synthase activity; phosphopantetheine binding; 3-oxoacyl-[acyl-carrier-protein] synthase activity
Source: RefSeq, a predicted model, not a curated record